AAAAAAAAAAAAGAGCUGAGGAUAAGCUUCUUGCCUUCUGGACGACCCUUUUCUUCUCGGCUUGCCCAUCAGGUGGACAACAGUGGGAAAAUGGCGCAAACGCUAGCAAUGCCUGUGGCACCUUCUCUGUCUGUUAUCUGCGAUACUUGCGCUUCAAGUUCACUUUCAAAAAGCGUCUCUUUCCGACUGUCGAACCCUCCCAAGGUUCAAGGCCUAAGCAUCCAAUGUGUUCGUGUUGGAGGUGUGGAGAUUCCAAACAGCAAGCGAAUUGAGUUCUCACUCCAGUAUAUACAUGGGGUUGGACGCAGCAGGGCUCGGAAAAUCCUGUGCGACUUAAACAUGGACAAUAAAAUCACAAAGGACUUGUCUGAUGAGGAACUCAUCACUCUCAGAGAUGAAGUCUCCAAGUACAUGAUUGAAGGCGAUUUGAGGAGGUUCAAUGCACUUAAUAUAAGGAGAUUGAAGGAGAUCCAAUGCUACAGAGGGGUCAGACACAUUCAGGGGCUGCCCUGUAGAGGACAACGCACCAAGAACAAUUGCCGGACCUUGAAGGGGAAGAGGGUCGCCAUUGCUGGAAAGAAGAAGAAGUAAUUUGCGUCAAUUCCUUUUGAGUAACAUUGAUGAAUUGUUUUGUAUGUUUUUUGUAAGAAUCGAUCUGGAGUGCUAAGCCAACGGUAUAACUAAAAUAUGUCAUCAUGUAUUCCAUGAUUUUUUUUUAAAAAUGAAUAUCCCGUGAAUCUGUUAAAAUUUCCACUGUGCAGAAUUUAGAGCGAAAACAUUCUAGGACUUCUGACAACUGGACGUGUUUGUGUU
Molecule: messenger RNA, 813 nt
Organism: Neltuma alba
Lineage: Eukaryota; Viridiplantae; Streptophyta; Magnoliopsida; Fabales; Fabaceae
Product: 30S ribosomal protein S13, chloroplastic
Exons: 3
Coding region: 91-591 (166 amino acids)
Biological process (GO): translation
Cellular component (GO): mitochondrion; small ribosomal subunit; ribosome
Molecular function (GO): RNA binding; structural constituent of ribosome
Source: RefSeq, a predicted model, not a curated record